AUGAGCAUGUCAAGGAGAACACUUUCAUUGACGGCCAACGCACAGGCCGCUUCGAAUAGCAAAUUUAGAAAUAUUUUUAUGGAGACUUGGUCUCCAAGUACUUAUGUAAGAAACAUCAAUGCCAAUAUGACGGUUGACCCAUUAGUUCAAGUCUCUCCAUUGUUUUAUGCAGUUCCAUGGAAAAUGACUGGGAAUGGUGUGUUGUAUGUUGGGUUAUUAAACAAAGCUGACAGAAUAUCAGACAAACCAUUUUUGCUUCAUGCACACGACAGUCAAUUGACGAGUUACCAAUUUUCACCUUUUCAUGAAAGAAUGUUGGCGACCGGAGCAAAGGACGGAUUGGUCAAAAUAUGGAACAUCCCCCCUGACGGACUCACUGAAGAUUUGUUCGAGGCAAACUCGAUAAUCACACACGAGAAAAGAAUCAACAAUUUGGCAUUCCAUCCAUGUGUCGACAACAUCAUUUCAACGGCAAGUGGGGAUGGCGUUGUCAGAGUGUUUGAUUUGAAUCAUUCGGACCAACCAACUAUUGUUACCACACCAAUCGAUUCCGAUAUUUUGGCGUUAGAAUGGGAAGGCUGUUAUGGAGACACGUUGAUGACUGUUUCGAAAGACUUGAUGUAUCGAUUGUAUGACCCUAGAAUAGCACCAGAACCAAUAACUUCUUUUGUUGUCUCCGAAACCGUGAAAGGACUUAAAGCCAAAUUUAUAGAUGGAACAGACUACUUUGCAGUGUCUGGAUUCUCUAAAAAGGGAGACAGAGUCGUUAAUAUGUUUGACCAAAGAAAACAAGGGAUUGUUGGAAAGGCUCUUGUGGAUAACCAACCGUCACCACUCUCGAUGUUCUACGAUGACAACAACAAUUUAUUGUAUUUGACAAGUCGAGGAAAUCAGUUCAUGACUUACGAUAUUCAGGGGUCAAACUUGGUCAAUAUCAACAAAUCAAACGUUAAUGAA
Messenger RNA from Entamoeba invadens IP1, 957 nucleotides. RefSeq names its product actin-binding protein, putative. The transcript has a single exon. The annotation marks the transcript as partial. The record is from RefSeq and is a predicted model, not a curated record. Gene Ontology annotation, molecular function: protein binding. NCBI's taxonomy places the organism in Eukaryota, Evosea, Mastigamoebida, Endamoebidae.